This is a messenger RNA of Trichobilharzia szidati, 2979 nucleotides long. Lineage: Eukaryota; Metazoa; Platyhelminthes; Trematoda; Strigeidida; Schistosomatidae. The record is from the annotation of a GenBank genome assembly.
GUUAGUUUGCGGUUAUCUUAAACUUGGUGCUACCGUUGUGUUGAGAUAUGUCGAAAAAGAAAAAGGAUUUUCAAAAAGUUAAAGUUAAACUUGGAAGAAAGUUAAAGAGUCAAAAUGAGACAGUGAUAAAUUUGAGUAAAAAAAGAAUAAUCCUACCUAAAGAACGAGAAUUUAAAAAGACAGAAGGUGACAAAACAGAUAUCCAGACAUUUGACAAUUGCAUUCAUUCACUAAACAUUGAAGAUAGUGCUCUUCAGCAUUCAUCUUUGCGUACUCUCAAUCGCCUAUUGGAUCCUUUGACAAAACAGUUAAACGCACUCCCAUUUUUGGAUAGGAAUGUUCUUACUGUAUCUAGUAAUUUUAUUGAAAAAGUGAUUGAUGGACAUCAGAAACUGUUGGGCAUCAGUUCAAAUUUAGGCUGUAAUAUUCAACUGGGAAAUUUAAUAUUUAUGCUUGGUCGAUUUUGUAAACGAGUUGACGAUCCUCGUUUUUGUGGUGAGAUUCGUCAAUUAUUUAUUAAAAUUGUUCAGAUUGCGUCUACACAUCCAAAAAUAUCCGAUAUAAUAUAUGAAUUAGAUCAAGUAAUUAUUUACCUCUUACAAAGAACUGAACAUGUUUGGAAAUUUUUUGGCUGUCAGCUGGCCAGUUAUGUAUUUGGCUUGCAUUGUCGAUUAGUGACAACAAUGAGCCAGUUGUAUAAUGGAUCUAAUCGGACAAAGGCUGUUUACUCAGGUGUUUUUGAUUCAGUUCAACAGUUUAUCCGUUUUCGAGCUUAUUGUCAUCUUUUAAUCCAAUGCUACAGUAAUUUAAAGCAAAAUCGUACCUUCAAGGUUCUGUCGAAAAGUCGUGCAGACUUAGUUCAGGCUAGUAUGGUUUAUCUCAAAGACAAUCAAUAUACUUCUUCAUUGAGCUACUCUCAAGGCAAUCAUCCAUGGUUAUAUUCUCUCCCGUACUUUGGGCAUCAAAGAAGUACUCAAUGUUAUGUGACUUUUAAAGGUUAUUACCUCAAAGAAUUAAUCGACUUCCAUCCGGUAUCAUAUAAUUUAAAUUAUGGUUUAUUUGGUAUUGUUAAACAAUCAUUGAUGUUCCCAAAGAAUAUGACUGUAAAUAAUGAGAAUGUUUCCAUCAAGCGAUCUGAGAAUUCUCGGAAGAACUCUAUAGAAGUAGAUAUGCUUAAAAAUGAUUCCAUUGGUGGUACUCAAAUGUGGUGUCAAGAAGACUAUGAUGAUCAGGUUUUGGGACAUGGUUUGAUCGAAGAAGGAUUAAUCUUAUUAGAUGAAUUAACAGAACAUCCAAGUGAAGAAAUUUUGAGCAGUUUAUACUAUUUUCUUCGUGGUUUACGUGUUCUCUUUGAAACAAAAUCAGUUGAUUUUUUCACCUCAUAUUCCAGUGUAAAAAACAAUCAUUCAGGUUGGAAAUCAGAUAUAAACAAUAUAUCACCGGAUCUAUCCACAUCGUUAGAACGUUUUCUAAUGAAAUUCUAUGCUGUGUAUCCAUUGCAGUUAUCUGAUAAUAAUAAUAACAACAAUGAUAGAUCAUUGAUACAACAACCUCAACAACAACACCGACAACACAAGAAAGGUAUGGGUAAACAAGCAGAGAAUUAUUUACGCCUUUUAAAUACCUUCAAUGGACAACAGAAAUCAGUGAAUCUCUUAUCUAGAAAACAAUUGAAACAAGAACGUAAACGUAAAAAUAAACAAUUAAGACGUCAAAUGACAAUUGCUGGUGGUGAUUCUUCUCCAAUAACAACACCAACGACAACAACAACAGAAAUGGAAGAAGAAACAAGUGAUCCACUUGAUGAAAGUAUCAUUGAUUCAAUGAAUAUUGAUAAUGUAAGUAAAAUUCCCUCAACAAGAGCCAAUUCAUCCAAUAUUAAUAACCAUAAUAAUAACAAUCAAAUUUCUCAUUGGAUUAACUUAAUCAACCUGUCAGCUUUUGAACUGUUCACCUAUAUUGAAUACUAUUCACUGAAAUGUUCAGAAGUCAGUGGGCACUCGCCAUUUUUAUGGCCACCACCUGAUGAUAUGCAAGAACGUUUAAUCAAGCUUUGGUUUGAUCAAUUAUCAGAGUUUUUAUUGAUGUCCAAUACAACAAUAACGACAACAACAGAUAUCAUUUAUGAUAUUAGUCAUUGGCUUCGUGCAUUCGACUUGUAUUUGUUUGCACCUUGUCGUUUAAAAUGGAGUAUAGACACAUCAACUCGCCUGUUUAUUCCACCGGUGAUAAUUUACUUAGGACAACUUUUUCAUCAACUCUCUAUGAAUACUCUUGACAAAGAUAAAUAUCUUAGUAAAAAAGAACAUUUUCUUAUUGGUCGUUGUGCUGGUCUACUGACCACCUUUUUAACUAAAGAUCUUUUAGUUAAUAGACAGAAUAAGAUUGAACUGAAUUCAAAUUCGUGUGAAUCAGAGGAUGAAAAUCUUGAAGUCGACUUUCAUGCCAUUGAAUAUGAUGAAAUGUGGAUAUGGAAGAAGUCAUGCAUCAGUCUGUCCGAUACUGGAAUCCAACCGGUCUACGGAUCAAUAUUCACUAGUCUGGUGAAUUGUCUAGCUAAGCUGUCGUUAAAAGAACCUCCACGUGUUUGUUAUGCUCCUCCAUUAUCUGAGCACACAUUAGAUAGUAUACUAGUGUUAAACAAAUACAAAUUAUAGACAGUACUUGGACUGCUUGCCUUCUUCAAUUGUAUCAAAUAAAAUAUUCACCAGCAAUGAAAUGCAUUCAUGAGAAUAAAGAAUUGAAUACAAAAUUGAAUAUUACUGCAGCCUAUCUGGAUAAUCUGAAUUCAAUGAAUAUUCUAAGUGAAAAGUUGAAUCUUUCUUGUACAGAAGAAUUAUUGGACAAGAGUCAAACAGGUUGGUUGGUGCCGGGAUAUUUGCCAAGAAUUACAGAUUGUCGAUACGCCUGUUCAGUAUUUUGGCGUCCUUUAAAAGAUAAUCGCAAUCAUCUAUUACAUUUAUGCUAAUAAAUGCCAAU